GUCUCAGUUUGGACCAAAAAAUAUCGUCGAGUCGAUGCUCGUACGCCGAACGCGGUAUUUGAAUUUAGAAUACCAAGAUUUUAUUUUAUUUUUUUAUUGAGUGUUAUAGGGUUAUAAAAUUUUCGCUAUUUUCUCGUGCAGCAACAUUUUAUCGUAGAUAAUGUAUACGUGUUUUAUAUUUACCGGUGAAUUCAGUCAUGUUUGAUAUCUCAGUGAGAAAUCGUGAUUUCUGAUUAUAAAUUAUUUAUUGAUAAUAACGUUAUAAUUCUAACACAAGCGUGAUUGUGACAGGUGACUGUUUAUAAACGGAUAUUGGAGAAUAGAGUUCCAGAAAAAUGGCGCGCGUUACCAUCCUCCUCGCACUAACCUGCCAGUUACUCAUCAUCCCGUCCAUCAGGACAGACGAUGACAACCCAUUCAUGGACCUUGCGUCCUCCUUCCUCCAAAACAUGGGAGACGGCGGCGGCAACAACCUGAACGGGUUGGCAGCCAUCGGGAACAUUGUGGGAUCCCUGAUGCAGGGAGAUAAUGCUAAGAACCUCGGAUCUAUGAUGGGUCAAACGAGUAAUGGGAAUGUUGGAGAUAUGCUGUCUGGCCUUGGAAGUUUACUUGGAGGUCAAGACGGCAAAAUAGACCCCGCUUUAGUGGGAUCCAUGAUCUCAAUGGUCGCUCAACAGAUGUCGACAACAGAAUCACCAAAAAGGCAGAAGAGAGACAACACAGAAAACGAAUUAAAUCUAGAGAGCAUGAUGAGCCUCGCUUCUGGUCUCCUCGGAAACAAGAAUGCUGGAGGGUUUAUGCCUUUAAUCAUGAACGCAUUAAGUUCAUUUUCGGAAACAGAGGCCCAAAAACGCGCUCAUGACCACAAGGACCAUGCUUCAUUCCUCCCCCCGUUUCUGGAGAAACUCCACUUAUACUGGGACAUUUUCAUUAACUCUGAACUCGGCAAGACCAUUUGGGAGAAGUCUGGUAUGAAGAGGACGUUCAAGGCAUUUACUGGUCCUGAUGGCAAGUUGAGCUUCGGUACGAUGUUCAAGAACUUUGAGAAUCACUCGUUCAGGAGACAUUGGAUCAAGACGGCGGCGAAAUACUUGACGGAUAUGGUGGUACAUGUCGCUAAACCUGAGGUUUAUAACAGGUACCUCAUCUCUGCCCAAUACAUCACGAACAGCUUCCUAGACUCGCAGGGCAUGCCGAAGAGCACCCACUUCAACGUCAAGAACCCUGAGAAGUCCAUCACUGCGCUUCUCAACUAUGUACUGAAACGGUACCUCGAUAUGGAGACCGAUGUAGCCGAUUAUGUGGUGCCGGCUGUUGAAUAUGUUAAGCAAACUCUCAAGAUGGCGGAACUCACAACCAAGUCCAUGUCGUCUCGAGGUGACUACAAUGCUAUUGCCGACCGCCUGACUGACACCCUCAACUUGGAGGUCAUCGAGCCAGUACUGAGAGUGUACCGCGCCUACCAGCACUCCGUGAAGGCACCUCAAUGCCAGGAACAUCUCAUGUGCCUCGUUAAUAGGCAUCACGAUCAGGAUAAGAAAGGUCUCCCUGGCUUCAAGGCAGGUCUGACGAAGCUCAGCAGUUUAGCAGCUUCAGCGGCUUUGAGCUACCAAAAUGGUGGCGGGUUCUUCGAUUUGUACAACGCUAUCCAGAAUGAUGUGAACUGUGAUGCGGCGUAUCCAGCUGACUGCUCAGCCUUCCACGAACAUGAACUGAAAGUUACUACAGAAGUGUACCACAGUGAAUUAUAAACAUAUACUAGUUAGGAUUGUCUAUGAUAGUUAUAAAAAGCUUGCUGUAUAAAACUGUGAACACUUUCAUAAUUUUGACCAUUUAAUUAAGCCUGAUUCGCACGGGAGCUUUUUUAACGCGCAUUAAAAAAGCGUUCAAAUAGAACAGAUGCGUGCGAAUCAGGCCUUACGGUUUAUCUCUCAAUCUCAUAUUGUUCUCAAUCAAAACAAUUAAACUGCGAUUAUUCAGUUCGUUUUCAGUUCAAGGAAAUAAAAGUGAACAAGAAAAUAUUGUUAUUUUCUUAUUCAGCCAAAAUAAAAUAUUCAAAAUGACAAAAUAAUUGACACUUCAUACCGUUCGAUUUGACAGUUUCGUUUAAUUUACUUAACAUUUUUGACAUGUUGUUAAUGUAAAUACGAAAAAUUUAAUAACGAAAUGAUGUCAACAAAUUGGGUUAUUUUAUACAGUAAGCUUAAUAGAAGAAUAAUGUCUUCCUGAAGCUCAAUUUCCUGAUAGUUAAAUGCACGCUUUUACUAAUUCUUAUAUUUCAUAGUUUAGUAUAGUUUUCUUUGUCAUCAAAAUUAAAAACAGUUAUUUUCAUUUCGUGAUUCACUGAUCAUUGACUUCGUUCACCCUUACCAACUUAAGAAAUAUGUAUUUUUGUCAUAAAUUAUUAUCACUAUUUUUCGAACCAUUCAAUUAAUACUAAUAAAUAACUUAAGUUUGCUUCUCUAAAGUAAAUUGUAAAA
This is a messenger RNA of Trichoplusia ni (cabbage looper), 2480 nucleotides long. RefSeq lists its product as uncharacterized. NCBI's taxonomy places the organism in Eukaryota, Metazoa, Arthropoda, Insecta, Lepidoptera, Noctuidae. The coding region runs from base 336 to 1751 and encodes 471 amino acids. The record is from RefSeq and is a predicted model, not a curated record. The transcript is spliced from 7 exons.